Suillus clintonianus is the source of this 1417-nucleotide messenger RNA. RefSeq lists its product as uncharacterized. Gene Ontology annotation, molecular function: RNA polymerase II transcription regulatory region sequence-specific DNA binding; DNA-binding transcription factor activity, RNA polymerase II-specific. The coding region runs from base 439 to 1290 and encodes 283 amino acids. The transcript is spliced from 4 exons. Gene Ontology annotation, cellular component: nucleus. NCBI's taxonomy places the organism in Eukaryota, Fungi, Basidiomycota, Agaricomycetes, Boletales, Suillaceae. Gene Ontology annotation, biological process: regulation of transcription by RNA polymerase II. The record is from RefSeq and is a predicted model, not a curated record.
AACGCUGUAAAUUUGCUCCGUGCUCAUUCUCUAGCUUUCCUGGGUUUUAAAACCUAACGGUCUUAGGUCUCCUGCCUGACAACUCACUUGUCGUGUCUCUUCUUGCACGCGCUCGCAUGUUCUUGUUGCUUCCAUUCUCUCGCUGUCUUGCUGCUUGAUUAUCAUGAUACCUGCGCACCGUUACCCUGUUUCGUACAGCUGCAAGCCAGUAGCAGCUGAAGAUGGCUAGCUAGUUGGGCCAAAAAUUGUUCAGAGUUAUCAGGACCUUGCUUGCGACGCGUGCCCCUUCGUCAGAUGAGUCGUAGCGUGACGUACUUAUCGCGAGGAUGGUGGCAUGGUAUUCUUAUCGCAAUUGAGUCACCUUGAACAAUAUAAUACUUGUGCCCCUUUCAAGCUUCUAUUUACCCAACCACAUAGCCCCAGCCCCACAAGGGCCUCAUGGCUAUCUUACAGUGCAAUCAAUGUGACCGUUCAUUCCGUUCCACUCAGGCUUUAUUUGCCCACUGUCGCGACAAAGAUGACCACCCAUUUUGUGAGGAUUGCGACAGAUUAUUCUCGACUUUCACUGGACUGGAUCAGCACAUGCAAAACGCUGCGGUGCACCGCAGCGACAGUGACUCGGAUGAGAAUGCGUCCGAGAGCGAUGACGACGACGACGACGAAGAACCACUUUGCGUCGGAUGCAAUAGGUGGUUUGUUGACUUGGCAAGCCUUUAUCAACACCUUGCUGCCAGCCCAAAGCACAAUUGGUGCUUCAUAUGCUCGCGCGAUUUCGCCACCCCAACUUCGUUGGACCAGCACUCAUCCUCCCCUGUGCAUAGGGGUCUGGAUUUCGAGUGUCCUCUCUGCCCGAAGAAGUUCAAGACCGCCUCUUCUAUUGCCCUUCAUAUUGAGUCGGGAACGUGUCACAAUAUCUCACGAGCCCAAGUGACCGCGGCAGUCCACGCACUCAAGAUAGUACCUACGAUUUCGAUCUCUCGCCGCAUAGAAGGUGGGGCGCCACGCGUCGUGUCUUACUAUGUAACAGAACGCGCAUUCAACGGCGUUGCCUACGAGUGCUAUCUUUGCCACCGUACUUUCCGUACCUUGGGAGCUCUGAACUCCCACAUCAACUCUCCUGCGCAUGACGCGGAUGAGUUCAAGUGCCCAAAGUGCAAGAGGAAGUACAAGUUGGUUUCAGGCUUGAUGCAGCACAUUGAAAGCGAAGCGUGUGGGAUCGCCAGGUUCCAAGCGGUGGAGGACUUCACGAAGAGCUUGGUUGACCAGUUUUUGAAGCGCUUGAAACUCUAACUUCGAUUGGGAAGGAUUUUGGCCGGGUUUCAAUUGAUGUCGCUGCGGAACAUGUACUAUAAGUGUAACAUACAUGGUGUAUUUUCACGAGCAAGUGAAUCAGAAUCGGUUUGUUUCUUUGUCUCAC